Molecule: messenger RNA, 4810 nt
Organism: Colias croceus (clouded yellow)
Lineage: Eukaryota; Metazoa; Arthropoda; Insecta; Lepidoptera; Pieridae
Exons: 8
Coding region: 336-2660 (774 amino acids)
Biological process (GO): endoplasmic reticulum tubular network organization
Cellular component (GO): cytoplasmic microtubule; endoplasmic reticulum membrane; endoplasmic reticulum tubular network
Molecular function (GO): microtubule binding
Source: RefSeq, a predicted model, not a curated record
AACAUCCUUGCAUCAAUCAUCGCCCACAUUGUCUUACUCAUGCUCCUUUCUAAUAUAAACUUUUGGUUGAAACUUGAAGCUCUUAUUCAAAUGUUUAUCUUUGUUGAAAAUAAUACAAAAUCUUAAUGGUAGUUUGUACCAAGUCAAUAAAUUAUGACCUAAAUUGUUACUAUUGAUCUAUAAGCACGCAAUUCUUCAAGUGAUUCUCAUCUCCCAGUCUUAAUAAAGCACUCAGCCGGUGCACAUCUACAUACUACUUAUAUGAUCAAGAUGAUUUGAGUCGAACGCAUUCGGACAACAUAGCGCUCGAAAUUAUUCGUUUAAAACGCGUAUCCAUGGAAGCGAGCCGCGCGCGUUACCGUGACGACAACCCUGGUUUACCGACGCUCAGUCUUGGAGUGUCUAGUGUCCGUCACAUUGUCACCAAACUAGAGGCUCGAUACGCUCGCGACUCCGCCGCAAACGCUUCAGAAAAACAGCUCGUGAAAUACGAACCAAAUGCUGACGUUUAUGGAUACUAUGACUUGCCUCUCGUGUACACGAAAGGACAAGUGCUGAAUAAGUUCCUAUCGAACCUAGGAAUUGCAUUGCAGCAAUGCGUGCCUAGUGUAACGUUCGCAAACUUUGGUGUAUUGUCCGUUGCGACUGGACUAGUGGCUCCGAGGAUGAUAUCUUAUCUGCUGAUCUAUCCCUUUUGCAGAUUGGUAUUUGGGACGCUCUACCCGGCAUACGCAUCAUAUAAAGCUGUACGAACGAAGAAUUUAAAAGAAUACGUAAAAUGGAUGAUGUACUGGAUCGUGUUCGCCCUGUUCACAUGCACGGAGACGUUCACAGACGUGUUCCUAUCAUGGUUCCCGUUCUACUACGAGGUGAAGAUUGUCCUAGUGUUGUGGCUCCUGUCGCCGGCCACAAAGGGAUCCUCGAUAUUGUACCGCAAGUUUGUGCACCCAGCGCUUUGUCGGAGGGAGCAGGAGAUAGAUGAAUACAUAGCAAAAGCCAAAGACCAGGGUUACCAUACAGUGCUAAAUCUCGGCACUAAAGGAGUCAACUAUGCCACCACCGUUAUUAUGCAAACAGCUAUCAAAGGCGGUGGUGGUCUAGUACAACAAUUGCGCAAGAGUUACAGUCUAUCAGAUUUAACUGAAUGUGAGCCUCGAGAGGAACUCGCAACCAAUGAAGCGGACGACGUACUCUCUGAACCUAGGCUUAUUAGACGCGCUGUUAAAAGUGCAUACGCUACUCGAAGAAGUGCGUCUGAGUCGAACAGUCGUCAGCCGCUGUAUUUCCCUGAAGUCGAUGUGGACGUGCGCGGCCCUAGACCUCGUAUGGAUGAACCUGAUUUCAGCCACAUAAAAUCCACGGAGGACAUAAGCUCCGGCUACUCUAGCGCGGAGAACUCUGCCUCGCUCACUCGCACCGCGUCCGUCGGAGCCGCCGCGAGAUCACGUGCUCGCACCACGCGCACUACAGUGACGACCAUCAAGCGACCGCAGGCCGCCGAGGAUAACGAAGUGAUCAUCGAGGAGCUUCAGGAGGAUGAUUCGUUUGAUAAUACGAUGCCCCCACUCCUUUCUAUAUCCUCUCCUUUAUACCUAUCCCAUACUGUCCCGCCGUUCAUUUACCAAUAUGUAGGAGAUCAAAUUAAAAUUAUUCAAGUUUUAGGCAAUCCCAUAAAUAUAACUGAGAAAUUUGAUUCAAUUUAUAGCGAUUUAAAGGAAAGAAAUGAUCAAAAUAUAAAGGACACUGACAAAGACAUUAUAAAUGUGCAAAAAGACGAUCAAUCUAACAUUCCUUUAACUUCUCAGACUAUAAAUAGUACCAAUGAUAAAAUUCCUGUUUCGGAUGAAAAACCAUUACAAUCAAAUCUAGAUAAUGAAUGCAAAGAAAAGCAUGAAACAGAUAUGUCAGAAGAAUUUCUUGAUACUGUAAGCACAAGUUCAGAAAAUGAUAACUAUUCAGCCGAGAGUGAUGAUGAAGCUUCUUACGGUACACCUGAGCCAACGCCUAAAUCUGUCAAAAAAGCUGUUAAAGGCAAAUAUGGAAAGAGUAAAGCUCCAUCACCUCCUAAAGUAAGUGAUGUCGCGGCACUACCUACAAGUGAAUUAGAUUCAACUGAACCAACUCAAAUUGCACAAGAUAACGAAGCUACAAUAAUUAAUGAUCAAGUCUGUGAUGUUCCUAGACAAGAAAUCUUAAAGGACAAUCUACCUGUAGAUGUUAAGCCAGGACGGGCUAAAUCGAAAUCGCCUGCUCGAUUACCAAUAGGAAGCAAUAUGGUGUUAGGCAAAUUAUUGCACUUCCCAAGUAAAUUAGCUUUUUGGAACAAAGGUGACGAGAAAUCUAAAUCUGACAUAUCUAUUUCUUCCGGAAAUGAAAGUAGACGAUCUUCCGAAAAAGCCUUUGAUGAAUUUCAAAGUAGCUUGGAUGUAACGAAUUUUUCAAAUGAUAAAUGUUUAGAAAUACCUCAAAUAAACACACCCGACGACGACAGUAAAAUAAGUAACAAAGAUGCUGGAAAAGAAAAUAUAACGCAGGAUAUCUUGGAAAAGAGUGAUGAAUUACAAAAGAUUAUUGAUGCGAAAUUGGAAAGUCAUCCGGAGUACAAAUUUGUUCCUUUACAUGAUGAAAUUGAAACUGCCUCAAAGAGCACCGAUGUGUAGAAUCCUCCUAACGUUCCAAUUCAGGUUUUAUAGCGGGCACAGGCAGAGCAGUAUGUUCACUUUUAGUUUUGUGAGUUUUGCAUGGAGUAAAUCAUUGUGUUUUAAUGUUUUAUUUAUUAUUUGUUCAUAGAGUGAUAUGCAUCUGGCGUAGUGUACGGAUUAAAAAAAAAAUAUAUAUCAUACAGAUUUUGAUAUUUUUUGUUAAGAAAAAGCGCAAGACAUUUUUAAGGAUAAUCCUGUAUUAUUAUUUAAAAAUAUUGAAAGCUUUGAAUAUAUAGUUCAUCUCAUGUCUUUGCUUUGCUUUGCUAUGGCAGAUGUGUAUCUCUCUUCUUAAAAGAAAAAUAUGAAAGUUAUGUUUACUUUUAUUUGCUGCAUAGAAUCCUCAUUAAAAUUAAUCCUAUUUACUAAAUUUUCAUAAUAAUAUUUAUUAAAUAUAUUGAUAUUAUGUGUGUAUUUGUUGUGUAUUCUUAUCUAUAACAAUUAGCACUAUGUGGCUAUUAGUAAAUUUAUCUGUGUGUGUUUUCUAUGUAGUAUGCUUAUCUUCCUAUGAAUGAAACCAUAUAAUUAUAUUUUAAAUAACAUAACAUAUAACAAUCCCCAUGUUCCUAAAAUAAAGAAUAGACUGAUAUAUAGUAUGGAUUUGAAUGUUGAAGUAUCGCUUUCGCUUCUUAUUAUUUUAAAAGAUUUUUUUUUAUUUACAGGCAGUGCUGUCGGCCUCUGCUACAAUACCUCGCGCAAAAAAAUCUAGUAAAAGGAAAACACAAUAAACACAUUCAAAAAGAAUUACAUAUAUAUCAGUAUAUUAUUACAUGAAGAUGUCUUGCUGCUUUAAAUUGAAUAGAUUGAAUCAUUAACUAUGUUGAUUUUUGCAUGUUUUGUUUCAAAUCGUUUCGUGCAAUGUGAGGUCACAAAUAUACAGAAGUUACCAAUAUUUUAAGCAUAAAAUGCACUAGUGAAUUAAGAAACGUUUCUGUUUAUGAGAUGAUGUUCUCAAAAAUGUUUUAACCAAAUAUAUAUGUAUAAAUAAUAAAUAAACUACAUAUAAUUAUAUAUAUAUUUGCAAUAGCAAAUUCGCUACGCAAAAAUUAUACUCAUAAUAAACAUAUCACCCCUCUGUUGUGAGCUAUAAAAGGGGAGGAUUUAUUUGCUCUUUCAUUGGUAAUAUAUAUUUUAGCCAAAAUUUGCCAAAUUUUAAGUAAACUGAAACUUCAAUAUGUAAUAUUACGUCAUAAUAUUUAUAUCGUAGACCGUUAGAAGAAUAAUAUUUAAAUUAUGACCUAGUCUUAUUCCUUUUUACUGAAGGAUAUAUGCAAGUCCAAAGAGCUUGUACACAAUCAAUUUACAAGAUCAUAAUUUAUACAUAAUUUAAUGAAUGAUUAUUAUCAUUUUUAAUGUUUCCAAAGCUGUGGUGUCGAAUAUUGUUUGUUUUAUGUAUCCUUUUUAUAUGUAGUUGCAAUUGCAUAGGUAUAAAUUAUUUAGAUUGCUUCCAAUUUAUAUUAUAAAAGAAUCCUGUCCUUAAAUUUUUUUUUGUUCAUUCAGCAAACGUAAAGACAAAUAAUUUGUAUGUUUUAUACCAAUGCAAGCAAAUUUGAAGUUAAUUAUAUGAAUAAUCGAGGUGUGCAUCCUUUGAUUGUUAUAAGUUAAUGAACAUGUGAAAAGAAUUGCCAAGGCAGUAUUAUUCAUAAAAAUAUAAAGGAAUAUUUUUAAUACACUGUAGAAAUAUAAAAGGAGUGUGGUAAUCAAAAUUGUUUAUGCUGUGUUAUGUUAAUUUCUAAGGACUUGAAAAUGUUCCUUCAUAAGAUUAGUUGUAAUUGAUUUUUAAUAAUUGAAUUAUGAUAGCACAAAAUGCUCAUGUAUAAAUGGUCAUCCAUGACAUCAUUAUGUUAAUAUAGAAAUUAUUCUCCAGUUUAAAUUUAUCAAAAAUGUAUUGAUGUUUCAUUUAAAGUUUUUAAUCACAAUAGCCAGGUACCUAACCAAUUUUCUUCAAAUUCACAUUAGCCACAGAUUAAGGUGUUGAGAGGCUUAUUGCUUCAAGUGUUGUGUGCACCUAACUAAUAAAAUGUAACUGUAAUUAAAUUAUUUCGUCUAUGCAGAUUAUGAAUAAAUUAAUAUUUGCGUUUUAAUGGAAAUAAAAUUAUGAAAAAUAAGUA